Molecule: messenger RNA, 9908 nt
Organism: Cinara cedri
Lineage: Eukaryota; Metazoa; Arthropoda; Insecta; Hemiptera; Aphididae
Source: the annotation of a GenBank genome assembly
CCGUUACCUACCGCGUAUCGGUUUAUUUAUACCGAGUCCGGGCAGUCGUAUUCGUAAGCUCGCGAACUCUCUCUGGCCGGUGCCGACUCGCGGACAACAGAACAGAAACAAAGCGAAGGUCGGGUACAUAAUAUUAUUAUAAUUUUUAUUUUCCGGGCCCGUUUUCAGACCACAGGUCCGCCGUGUGUCAGCAGUACACGGCUCCACUAUACUAUCCACGGCCGUGCGUUUUCGUCUUGUCCGUUGACCGCCGAGCGAACGCGACAGCCAGACGUUUUAUUGUUUUUCCGCAUAUAUAAUAUACGGAUCGACGUAAUGUCGUUGACGGGUGGUCUGGUACUUUCCGUUCUCGCGGUGGCGGCCGCCGCCGCAUACGGAGAAACCAACGUCGUUUUCGAAGAUUCACUACCUGAACACAUCGAACCGUCGCCGCCGUGGUUGUCCCAGUCCGACGUGUUCCUGCAGGUACAUAGAUCGCGUCGUCGCCGAUGUUGGCGUUCGAGCGCCUCGCGGCACGACGCGGCGCCUCCCGAUCUAGGCGCUCUAGUUGUUGGCGUUUGACGUAAAACAAUUGGCAUUUCAGACGGCGGUGUUGGGUCUGUACAACGCGACGCUCGGCGUGGACAGGUCGCUGACGAACUUGAACGCGGUCGACCACGAGUCCGACCGGAACGUCAUCGUGUCGCCGGCGAGCAUAGCGGCAGCGGUGUCGCUGAUGCUCGUGGGGGCGGGCGGCCAGACCAAGGUAGAGUUGGGCAAACUGUUCGGGAUCGACGAGCACACGUUGUCCAAUUCCACUGACGCGUGAGUAUUAAUAACAACACUAUUGUAACAGUACCGAAAUCCGCUCAUAGAUAACAACACAUUAUAAAGCGUAAUGGGACGGGCCCGGAAGCGUGCGCGAGGGAGAGACAGGAGAGACAGGAGAGGCAGGCGCCUCACCAACGAGAUUUUCCACCGGGAUAUUUUUUAAAAAAACACGCUAAAUUUGAUUUUUUUUUUUUUUUUAAUAUUACACCCUGACGUCCUUUCAAUUUCGUGCGUUGCCACAAACAAGCGGGAUAGCUGUGGAGGAUUUCGACCGUCCGUAAACUCAGCCGAGCCUUUCAAAAUAAAGUCCUCGUCAAGUAUAUGCUUAAGAUGCCCAUACACAAUCCGUUCAACGGGGGCUUAAGCUCUCUCCGAAAAUAUUUGGACCGUUCGAUUUUCGUGUAAAGUUUGAUUUCGACGAUCAAGCUUAUGGAUAAGAUACUACGGCCCAGGGUCGCAGGCCUACCGUAUAAAGAUGACCCGGGAAUAAUUACUUUACCGAUCCUGAAAGAUACGAAGCGGUCCCGUUUCAACGUAACAUUUUAUAUCGCCAAUAUACUUUCCCGUGUAACAGUCUUCACCGACUAUACCGAUACGUCUUACUGCAGCCUCCGGGAUAAAUAAUAAACCCCUAAAUAGCCUAAUGCGGUCCCCGACGGCUCAUUAAAGGCCACUUGAUAACGUACAAAAACCCCUGCUUACUUAUCACCGGCCGGGCUGGAUUAAGGGUGGAGCUACGGGAGUGCGGAGCUGUAACCCCGGGCCGCGUAUCAAAGGGCGCCACAAUUUUUCAUCUUUUUAUUCUUUUUCGAUUUGUACCGAAUUCUGAGUGUGGUAAAGAAGCUGUUCGUUUUACACGAUAUUUUUUAUCCCAUAUCUUAAAAGAUACGGAUUGUUUGCCCGAUGGAACGUUAUUUGAAACGCUCAUCAAAAUGUUUAGUAAUUCACACCUUAGGUUCUUCUUUUUUUUUUUUUCUUUAAUGAAUUUACUAAAAUAUGAUGACUGCCUUCAAUAUUAAAUAGUUAGGAAGGUAGGUCACAUUAAGUUAUUUAAUUUAUAUCUGUAUGAGUAAUGAUAAACCAUUGUUAACGAAAAACGAUUCAGAUUGAAGUUCGGUUAUACUACAUAUUUUGAAAGGCCGUAAUAUUUACUGUUUUCGCUAAAAUUUAACACUAAAGUUCUUAUAAAAAAAAAUUCUAUAUUACUCAUUUUUUUUUUCAGCACAAUAAUAUACGACUUAUAAUGAACUUCCUGUUAAAUUGUCAAGCAUUUUUUCUGAUUAGUCCAACAAUUUUAUUCACAGAAUACAUACUAAAUAAAAAUUCACACAAUUAAUAUAUCUAUAAAAUAGCUCAAAUGUUUAGAAAAUUUGAUCACUUUUAGAAAAUCAAAUAAACAUUGUCUGUCAAAAUUCCAAGUCUUAACGAAUAUGUUUAACUGAACUACAUAGAAAACUAUAUAGAAAAUCAAAAAACGACUUUUUUGGUCACCAAGUAGAUUGAAAAUUCAACAAAAAAGGUCCCUUGUUGUUUGUUUUUCUAUUGGAGCAAUAUUUCAAUAUUUCUGGUAGAAAAAGGAAAUAGUAAAAAUUUGAAAUAAUGAAAUCGCAAUGCCGUUAAUUUAUCGGUUUUUGUUUUUCGUAUUUUACCCAAUUAUUAUGAACACUGCUGGGGGCAUCGAAAAAUAACCACCUCAGUGCACCAACUAGAUAAAAUUCCGUUUCGGAAAAAAUGUUACACUCGAUACAUCAGAGCAAGAUUUCCGGUAGAAAAGUUGCUCACAGACAAAAAAAAAAGAAAUUACCUAUCCGAAUUUUUUAAAAAAAAAACACGUGGAACAGAGUUUAUAGCAACUCUCAAACUAUGACUAUGAUCCGGUCCUGAAUUCAGACCAGUCUCUUAUAGGCUAUUUCACAGGUUAACAGAACAACUGAAUAUCAGUUUAUCCAAGGGUUUGUUAGACUCGAUCAGUCAUUUACUCGGGCCAUUACGUUCACUUAUCCCCCUCGACCUCAUCGUACCCGCAGAUUUGCCCGGUUUAUUUUUAUCGUCGGUGGCCAUUGGUAUGUCGUGAUAUUUUAUAUUGGGCAAGCGCUAAAGUAUAUAACUUCAAACUAAAUCUUUUUUAAAAAAAAAAUAAAGUAUUUCAUUGGUGGAAAUUGCAAUUUAAAAUUUAUUUAUAGGUAAAUUCCUUUUGUCUUUUUUGUUUCAUAAAUAUAUUAAUAAUUAAAAAAAACUGUCCUAGGAUAAUGGAGAUGGGUGCAGCCACUGUUCGCAAUAAUAUCGAGCCGGGCAAUCUAAAAUACGAGCGUAUCUGCAAAAAAAUUGCCUAUAAAAAAAAAUAAAUUUAAUUUCUUGUUUUAAGUAGAAUUAAAAAAUUGAUUUUAUAUAUUCGAUAAAGACAAUGAACAAAUAGUGCUAAUUUUAAUAUAUCGCGUUGUAAUUUAACAUAAUAAUACAUUUUAAACGUUUUCUUCCUUUUUGGCCGGACAUAUACCGCCUACCUAGCUGUCCCGACGGCACGCCACUGCCACCGGUGGUCUAUGUAUAAAUUAAAGGAUACAAGGAGAAAACCAGAAAAGUCAUUUUUUUUUUCCGAUCUGAGAAAAACUCGUUUUCAAUUUCAAAACGUGACGACUUUUUUUUUUUCUUUAUACAAUGUUAGAAAGUCCUGGUUAAAUUGUCCGGUUAUCAGUUGACUUUUCCGGUCUUUUCCCGUACCCUUCCAUAUCGUACAGUCCGAAUCUGGACGCUGCCGUUUAAGAACUCGCGUGUUUUCAGCGACGACAGCCAAAACUUCAAGAAACUGGGAACGCUGUUGAACGGCUACCGAGACGACGGAGACGCGCCGGGCGGCGCGCACGCGAGCCUGGCCAAGGCGGUGUUCCUGCCGCGCGGCCACCCGCAGCUGUCAUUGCAGUACAGGACGGCGGUAAAAGAUUAUCUCAACGGCGAAUUGAUAAACGUCGACUUCGCGAUGAACGGGCCGGAGACCAUCAACCGGUACGCCAUUUUCAUCCAACCGUCCGUACGGCGCGCGGUGUACAACUACCGCGCAUACGGCUACGGUUACUACGGACGCGAGUCCGGACGAUAAAUCUGUUCCGACGACUGCGUUCGGAAAAAAUCAAACCCGUUUGGACGCCGAACUGUUUCUGACGACGUCGUGCGUGUUCUGACGCGUUCGUCGCGGCCGGCAGUGUAAACACUCUCGUAUUGGAAAACACGCGUUUGUUAGUCCGGAUGAAUUCGUCAGUACACGCAUCCGUUAUAAUGGUAACCGUAGCCUAAUGCGAGCCGCGUAGAGUUCGGCCGAAGCGAAACGUAACGCGUAGCACUUUGCGGUUUACGACCCGACCGUCGUCAUAUAAUAUUAGCAGCAGACCCGGAUUAAGAGGGAGGGGGGGGGGGGGGGGUUAUAUCGUGGGCCCCUGACCUUGGUGAGCAUAGUACGUUUAUAGUAAUUAUUAUUAUUAUUAUUAUUCGUGUUAUCGUAAUAUUGUCUAUUUUUAGCGGGAUGAUCAAUGAUCAUUGAUCACGGUAAUAGGAAAUGGGAAUACUGUCGAUCGACCACUGAAAUAUAUUUAUUUGAGAGUCAUCGAUAUUUUUAUUAUGUUUAUGGGCCCCUAAAAUUGUUUGGCCCCAGUCCCAAAAUCAUCUUAAUCCAGGCUAUGAUUAGCAGGGAGGAUUUUCAGUAGCGUUUUCCAAAUAGCAAUUUCCAAAAUGCGAAUGUAGGAAGGAACCGAAAAGAAAAGAAAAAAAGUCGAUUCUGGGAACGGGUGCGGAAACCGUUGUAUAGGUGGCAAGUCGGUAAGGCGGGAUACAUAAAGUUGUUUGAUUUACGUUCGCCCGCAACGAUAAAUCAUUGCAAUCGAAAAAAUGAUUAGGAAGCGAAAUUCGAAAUUUUAUUUAGGGUUAUGUUAGAGAUCAAUGCAAUUGUUGUUUUCAAAUAACUAGCGUUAGCACAUUGCAGUAAAAUGUUGACUUUUUAUAAACAUAAUUUAAUCUUUUAGAUAAUAAAAUUGAUAUCUUAAAUACCAAAGUACCUAAUUAUAACAUUUAAAUAAGAUAUAAGUACUUAUUAAUGACAUUCUCUAAUUUCGUUAAAAUCUCUAAGGAAUUGCCUUUCAAUAAAGCGUGCAAUUGUGCGGGUGUAGCGGUGUGCCGCCCUAAGGGGAACAAGGGCGCACCGUACCGUCUCCGCUGAGGCAUCCCUGAUCCUCGCCGGGACGCCCCCGGGUGAUCUCGAAGCCCUCGAGAGAACCAGGAUCCGAGCGAGAACUUCAGCUGACGAGCCGUCCCCGAGUCGACAGUUUGGAGAGAGGAUUUGUCGGGAGCGCCUGGACAGAAGCGACUGAUCUUUGAUAUCCAGAAAUGGACUGGUAGGAAUGUGUGGGCCGGUAACGUUCCGUUUUACCUUUAGAUCCGGGAGGUCCUCGGGAUACCUUGGAUCGAUGUUGUGCGGCCCCGAAGAUCUGCGUAACGACCACCCUCUGGCAGAUCGAUAUAACGGAGCGAUAUAUUGUUAUAAGAAUCCAAAAAGCAGAUUUGAAUUUAGCGUGAAAUACAUGAGAUCGGUAGAGCCCAUUUUUUUUUUUUAAAUUUAGUUUUAGUUCUUUUAUUCUUUUCCAAAUACAAUUUUUGGAAAUUAGUUUCCGUUUUCGGACCCGUUACGUUAAGUGUAGGACACUGUCACGCUAUGCGUUUGGCCGCAUCCGGUAUGGCGCCAAAAUGUCUACUAAUUAUUUAGUUUAUUUUAACCACAUUAUAGUGCGGUAAAAACACAAAAAAGUGUACAACAAUCGUUUUAGAUGAUGUUUAAAAAUAUAAUCAUUUCCGGGUGUGAUUUAUAGAAUCAUUAGUAAUUCAUGACCAAAUUCAAUUAUAAAACGUUAUAAUGACUUUAUUAAUAAAAAAACUAAAAAAAAAGAAAGAAAAACAAUUUUUAGGGAUCAACGAAAACAACUAGAGAUGUGAAAUUUACCAGUAAAAUUCGGUAAAUGUUUUGAUUAGAAAUAAAAUAAAACAUUUAAAUAAUACCCGUAUUAAUACAGGUGAGUAAAAUACUACUCCAAAGUUAAUACGAAGUACAAAAUUUGUAUUAUGUUCCUAGUUACACUUAGGUAUUUAUUAGAACAUGGACUACAGUGUUAUACACGGUCUCGUAACCUUAUGAAUAGCAUGAAAUAUUUUUGUUAUCAAGCAUUAGGUAUUUAGCAUUUUAUUAUGCAGUUAUUACUUAUAAUAUUGUUAUUAAUUAUUAGGUAGAUACACAGGCGUGACUAGACUAGACUUCAUCCGCAGCGGUAGCCUGGCUAAUGAACAACGCUACUUAAUGAACCAAAAAAAUCUUCUUUAAAUAGGGCGGAAAGUUAAAUAUGCAUAUAGUUUUAAAAAAUUCUGUAUUAUCUAUUUAUAAUUAAUAAUGUACAAUAUUUUCAGUACCUUUUAAUUUAACUACAGAUUACACCGCCAUAUAGUUAAGUAAUUAACAAAAUAUGUCUUGGUAUCUAGAAUAACAAAAAUGAUAGAGUGAUAGAGAAUAAUGUUUUGUUAUAAACAGUACGUAAGAAUUUUUUUUUUUUUUGAAUAAAAGUUACAAGCUACUAGACAUAAAAUUUGGUUAACGCAUUUUGAAAAUUUCAGGGGCAGCCCACGUCCGUAGACAUACCUAUGGGUGUUGUAGACACCCAUAGGUUAUAGAUACCUAUCUACAAUUUUAAUGAUAAACAAUUCGAAUAAAACAAGUAUAAAUUAUAAGUUAGAGUAUACAAAAAAUAACAUUUUAUUUGUUUUGUUGCUGUAAUGUUCUAAACCUUGAAUAAUAAAUAAUAAAUGUGAUUGAAAAAUUUGUGACAGUAUCAGUUACAAAAAAAAAAAAUAGUGUACGCUAAAGACGAUGUUUAUGUAGAAAAAAAUUAUGCGUUUUUGUAACAUUUACCCGAAAAAUUUAACGAGCUCACAUCUCUUAUGAGAACUGCCUCUCCACAGUGGCUCAUAGUUAGCCCCAAAUGGUUCUUAAACUAUAAUUUAGAUAGGUACUUAAGUAGAAAACGAUGACGAUGAUUUUGAUUUUAGAGAGCCUGUGAAAAAUAAAAAAAGUCCUGGGGCCUUUUACUUCCAGAACCUGAUUAACCGAAAUAAUGGCCAAUUGCUCAAUCCAUGUCAGGGUUCUAAUUUAGAUAUUUACACUAUUUUAGAGUACUCUGUAAUUAACACUACCUUUCUCUCUUCAAAUAACAUUCGACAUAGUUCACUAAGUAUCUUCAAUAUAUCUUACUGCUACUUGUAUAUUUUUUUUUUUGUACCACUUGAUUAAAUUUCACAGAAAUAUUGAUUCUGAAGUCCACUUUUAAUAGUAAUAUUGUUUAAUGUUUACCCAAAAAAUAUAAAUAGCACAUUAUUUUUAAUUCCAUCCCAUAUAAUUGCUUAAUACUGUUAUAUUAUUUAAUUAAAUAGAAAACACAUCAAAUUAUGAAAAAACUCAUGACAAAUUUUAUGAUUAUUCGAUAAAUAUUUGUGAUAUUUAAUCUCAAAUAAAACACAAUUACAAAUUAAUAUUAUUAAUAUCAAAUAAAUAUACAUAAAAAUAAUAUUUAAACUCACCCAGCACCAGGCACCCACCAAUUUUCUGAGGGGUCAGUUGACAUCCAGUAUGCGCCAUCGCGUCUGACAUUCACUUUAAGAACUUCAUAGAUUUUAUGGGAAUAAGCCAUCGGAGAAAAACAAGAAAUUGUUAAAUAAGAAAUAAUGGUCCUUCGCAUUUAGAUUUUAAUGUAUCAUAAAAAAUAUUUUUACAAUGUUGGUUGUUUUUAGAACAGUUGGGUGUCUGUUCAUACGCGCGGGAAAAUCAACGACAUCAUGCAAAACACUCCGCCACCAGACACCAAAGCGGUGGUCGUGAGCGCAUUGUAUUUCACUGGCGAAUGGGAAACCCCAUUUUUCGCAAACUACACUAAACCGUGAGUCACAAUAACCACAUUUACUAAUUAAUAGGGCUUGAACUUUAUUGCAUUUACAUGUUUUAUAUUAUUUAUUACAUUCAUUGCUAAGGUACCAAGAUAUCUCUAUUAAAGUAUGCAGAAUAAAUGUCAACAAUAUAAAAAGACAAAUGUAUAUUUUUUAUUUGUUUAGCACGUCAUGAUGCAUGCAUAAAUACAUAUAUUUUUGGUAGUUCAAGCACUACUAAUUAAUAACAAUAACAAUAAUAAUCAUAAAAUAUAGCAAUUUUCACGUAUUAUAGAAAACCGUUUUACUACGAAUCAAACAGCAAUACGAGUACAAAUAAGAAUCCAAUAUACGUUAACAUGAUGAUUGGCAACAGCGAAGUGUUUUACUACAAAAAUGACGAGUUAAAGUUCAAAGCAAUUGGUUUGCCAUACAAGGGAAACGAAUAUACUGCAUACUUUGUACUCCCUAACGGGAACAUCAGUCUAAGGGGUCUUAUGUCCACCAUAAACGAGAGAACGCUAAAAACCAUAACAGAAUCAACGACGCUCACAGAUAUUACAUAUUUGGUGCCAAAAAUGACAUUGAAAUCAUUUACCAAUCUCAAACCGGUGUUGCAGGUAGACAAUAUUAUUUAAUUUUGGUAAAAGAUCACACUAUAUAGAACUUGUCUAUUGUUGUUAUAUUUUCCUAAAGAUCAGUUGUGUGCUCAUAUUAAAAUUGUGAUUUAUAUUAGAAUAUGAACAGAUAUUUUUAGAAUUUGUUUCAAUAUUAUUAAUAUUUUCAAUAUUAUGAAAUGAGUAGUAAAAAUAUUAACUAAACAAUCAGUCAAUGACAACCAAAAUUUAAUAGAUGUAUAACUUGUGAAGAAUUUCUCAAACUGUAUCUAAAAUAGGAAAAUCAUUUUUUUUUAGACCAUUAAAAUAUUAUAUUAUGAAAUAAAUAAAUUAUAUACAAUUAUUACUCAAAGUAAGUUUCACAACAAAAACAAAAGUUUAAUAUGUUAAUAUAAGCUACAUGCUGUAGUAAACAUCACACAGUUAUCUUUAUUAUGUGGCUAUUGGUCAGUGUUUAUCAGUUAAUUUCUUUUUCUGCAGAAAAUGGAAAUCGACAGUGUUUUCGAUUCAUCAAAAGCCAACCUGUCCAAAAUGGGUUUGGGUUCCGAUUUUUACGUCAGUGAUAUACUACACAAAGUAGAAAUUGUCAUUGAUGAAAUAGGCACUGUUGCAUCAGCGGCCACCGUUGUCACCAUAACCAGAGGAGGUAACCCCACGUUCAACGUAAACAAGCCAUUUUUGUUUUUCAUACAUCAUCGUCUCAGUGAUACAAUAUUAUUUUGGGCAAGCAUAAAUAAGCCCACACCUUAUUUAAUAACACCCCCGGUUUCUGCUAAAACUUUAAAGUCUCAAACUAAAAAUUAGUUGUAAUAUUAUUUAUUUGUUUUUUUUAUUGUAAUCCUAAAUAUUAGUAAAACUUAUGUAAAAUUAAUAUUAUAAGUUAUGUGUUAUGUUUUUUUAAUUUACAACAUAUUGACAUUUUUAUUUCUCUCUAGGAAUACUUUUACUUUUUGGCAAAUGUAAUUUUCAUCGCAUGAGUUGGUGUAAUCUUGAAACCAUUCAAUGACAGUUUGGCAGUGUUUGACUGGUGUUCAUUUUCAAAUUCCACAAAAGCAAUGUCAUGUCUAUUUGGUACAAGUCUCACUUCUUUGAAUCCAGGGAACCUAAAACAUUUUUAUUGAAAACCAUGGACAAUGGUGGUAUAAAAUACAACAAAACUUACUGGUUAAAAAGCAUAGAUAACAUCAUUUCAGUUGUUUCAUCAGGAAGGUUGGUCAAGAAAAGAAUCUGGUUAGGCGGUUGUUCAGGUACAUCUGUUGGAUAACAAAAUAUAUAUUAAUACCAUUUACCCUAAUCAAUAAAAGAUAUUAUAAUUGGUACUUACUACCACCAACCGCGCCUCCAGGGUUGUUUUGUUGUGCCAAAGCACGAGCUUGUUCUUUAGCAGCUUUACGUCUCUUUUUCGCUUCUUCAUCGUCCCUUGGCUUUUUAGGUUUCUUUUGGCGUUCCACAAAAGUACCCUUCAUUUUUGCAAUCAAAUCCGAUUCUGAUUUAGCAAACUGUAUACGCUAUAAUUAAAUUACAAAUAAUUAU